Molecule: messenger RNA, 1431 nt
Organism: Sipha flava (yellow sugarcane aphid)
Lineage: Eukaryota; Metazoa; Arthropoda; Insecta; Hemiptera; Aphididae
Exons: 3
Coding region: 1-1431 (476 amino acids)
Molecular function (GO): nucleic acid binding
Source: RefSeq, a predicted model, not a curated record
AUGCAGCGAUUGUGGACUUCAGGCGUUUCUUGGGAUGAACCUAUUCCAACUGAUAUUGGUGUGGCAUGGUCUCGAUUUCAAUCUGAAUUGCAUUUAAUCGAAAAUAUUUCUAUUCCUCGUCGACUUACCCAUGACAACAUUGUCUGUGUCCAACUACAUGCAUUUUCUGAUAGCUCAGAAAGAGGUUGUAAAAACAUCUAUACGGAUCGAUUAGAGGUGGAUGAGAUACACGCGUGGACAGAUUCGACCACGGCGUUAACAUGGAUUCGUUCGUCACCUCAUCGUUGGGCCACCUUUGUCGCCAAUCGGACGAGCCAGAUCCAAGACUUAAACCUACCUUCAAUUUGGCGUCACGUUCCUACUCAGGAGAACCCAGUAGACUGCGCUUCUUGUGGCUUGUUUCCUUCAGACCUUGUUAAACAUCCACUAUGGUGGAACGUUCUUUCGUUUUUAAGGCUACCAUCUAAACACUGGCCACUUGCUCCUAUUGCUCAGCAAGAAGUUGACGAUUGUAUUCAUUCAGAAGAAAAAAAACCUGUUGUACUUCUUGUUGCUAUAAAAUUAUCAAUAUUAAAUUUACUCGAUCGUUUUUCUUCUCUCAUCAAAAUUUGUCGUAUUGUAUCUUCUUGUCUUCGAUUCACCCAAUCACGCUCAUUAGUUGCACAAACACAAAUCAUCAACGCUGAAGAGAUUUCUCGUGCACUUUGUGCACUUGUGUAUUGUGUCCAACUGAGUUCCUUUUCCGAUGAGAUAGCACUACUCCAGAAGGGUUUAUCCUGUUCCAAGUCUAUUCGUCAACUAGAUCCAUUCAUUGACGAGAAUGGUAUUGUCAGAGUGGGCGGUAGACUUGAUAACGCUGACAUUCCAUAUGCUCAUAAGCACCCAAUGUUGUUGCCUUCAAGACAUCGUUUGACAGACUUGAUUAUUGACCAUCAUCAUUUGCGUUUGAAACAUCCAGGUUUAAAUACACUUCAAGCCAAUUUAAAACAAGAGUUUUGGAUACUAUCGUUUCGAAAAGCCAUUCAUUCUCGCUUACGUUCUGACGUUGAUUAUGCAGGUCCUAUACUGUUAAAAGGUCCUCGAGAACGUUCAAAUGCUGGUACAAUGGCUUAUAUCUGCUUAUUCGUUUGUACUGCGACGAAGGCUUACCAUUUGGAAUUAAGUUUAACUCUGUCCACUGAAACUUUUCUUCUAGCGUUUACUCGUUUUGUAGCACGCCGAGAUCCGAUCAAGGAAAUUCACAGCGAUUGUGGGACAAAUUUUGUCGGUGCGUCAAAAUUAUUAAAGCCAUUGGAAGAGUUAAUUCAUUCGUCAUCUUUUCAACAACGCGUUCAAACACAUUUAGCUGCCAGUCAAAUUAGUUGGCAUUUCAAUCCGCCAUCGUCACCUCAUUUUGGAGGAUUAUGGGAGGCCGGAGUGAAGUCUGAUUAA